Messenger RNA from Coccinella septempunctata (seven-spotted ladybird), 787 nucleotides. Its product is annotated as mitochondrial transcription rescue factor 1. Gene Ontology annotation, molecular function: RNA binding. The record is from RefSeq and is a predicted model, not a curated record. The coding region runs from base 172 to 663 and encodes 163 amino acids. The transcript has 2 exons. NCBI's taxonomy places the organism in Eukaryota, Metazoa, Arthropoda, Insecta, Coleoptera, Coccinellidae.
GUGCCAUAGACAGUAGACUCUAUGUUGUUUAUAGAUAGGGGUUAUAUAACCAAGGAUAAUAGUUAAUAGUAUUAUUAACAUAAUAAUAAUAGUGUAAUAUCUUUGUUGACUCUGCUAGGAACGAAUAAAAACAAUACCUUUUAUUCAAAACUUUGAUCGAAACCUAUCAAAAUGAUGAAAUUAAAUGUUUUAAAGAACAUUUUUCCAGGCAAAGCGAGGCACGAUAUUUAUGUUACUAUUGCUAGCACUUUGGUAAAUUCUGCAAGAUUCAAAGCAACAUUUAACAAGGCAAGUGACACUUCAAAUUCUGAACAAAGUGAAGAUAUUUAUCCUAGUGACAAGACAACAACAACUAUGCAAAUCAAGAUAAGUAAUACAAGAGUGGAUUUGAUUAUUAAAUCAGGAUUGGGGAUAGCUCGUAAUAAAAUAGAAAAACUGUUCUUUGACAAUAAAAUAAGAGUGAAUGGUCAGAAAAUUGGAAAAAAAAGUGAACAGAUAGAAGAAGGAGAUGAAAUUGAUGUGAUUAAAGGACCUAGUCCAAACAAUCCAGAACAUCUUGUGGUAGCUAGAGUUGAGAUAUUAUCAAUGAAACCUGAAGAAGAAACAAUUUCUGUCAAAAUACGGAGAAGCAGAUCAUUAUUAGUGGAGAGUAAAUAUUACUGAUCCUUUUUUAGGGAAAAACUUAAGGCUAUUAUUACAUCUGUAAAAAAUUGUGAACGCAUAAUUCUAUGUCUUUAAUUUCUAUCCUUAUGUUAUUAUUGCUACAAACAAGGAUAUAAAAAUAUUA